Messenger RNA from Phalaenopsis equestris, 3504 nucleotides. RefSeq lists its product as uncharacterized. The transcript is spliced from 6 exons. The record is from RefSeq and is a predicted model, not a curated record. Lineage: Eukaryota; Viridiplantae; Streptophyta; Magnoliopsida; Asparagales; Orchidaceae. Gene Ontology annotation, molecular function: RNA-DNA hybrid ribonuclease activity; nucleic acid binding. The coding region runs from base 1 to 3504 and encodes 1167 amino acids.
AUGGUAGUGGCAUCUGUUGAAACUAAUGUUGUUGUUGAAAAUACUAUUGGGGUUAAACCCAAUAAUAGUGUUUUGGAGCAAGAGGAAGCCAUUGGCAUUAACAGAAAUUUGAAGGAAAAUAUUAUGCAUGAUGACAACUUAAUCGGUAUUAAUCCAAUUAGAGUUGAAGACCAGCAAAUUGACAGUUUGACUGAUGUCUUAACUGAAGAUUGGCAAGUUCAAAGAAGCAAUAAAAGGAAAAAAGGCAAAGCUGAAUUACAUUGGUCUGUUUUGAUAAAUCAUUCUCAGUUUAUUCACAUCCAAUUCUAUAUUGGAGCUCAAGUUGGCUAUGCCACUUUCAUUUAUGCCAGUAGCCUUGUCAGCAAACAAGCCACCUUAUGGGAUGAGUUGAUUCUGAUUGGACAAGCUGUAAACUCUUUUUGGAUUUUCGGGGGUGACUUAAACUGUCUUUCCUCUCUUGGUGAAAGAAAAGGUGGUAGACCGCCCACUGUCUCUGCAAUAAACAGAUUCAAUGAUUUUCUCUCUGAGGCUGAGCUGUUUGAAUUGGGGUACCAAGCGCCAGACUUCACUUGGAGAAGUGGUGCCAUGUGGGAGAGGCUGGAUAGAAUGAUGGGGGACUCUAACUGGGUUCAGACCAUCCCUUGCACUAUCAUUACUCAUUUGGCUAUGGCAGGUUCUGACCAUAGACCAUUGUUAUGUACUAUCCAAAAUGCUGAAAAGCCAAAAAAUGCUCCUUUCAGAUUCCAAAACAUGUGGACUCUUCACCCUCAUUUUAUUGAAGCAGUUUAUAAGGUUUGGAGGGCUGAAGGGAACUCUAAUCCCUGGGUAAGACUGUGGAUCCUUCAGAAAAAAGUGGCUGCUCAUCUCAAGAAGUGGAAUUGGAAAACAAUUGGCAAUCUUAAUAAGAACUUGACCACUGCCCAAAGUAAUGUUAUCAGAAUGGAAAAGAAUUUCCAAAUGGGGUUGAAUUCUGAAGCUGAUCUGCACAAAGCUAGUGAAGAACUGUUAAUGCAAACCAAUUAUACUGAAUGUUUUCUGAAACAAAAAGCAGCAGUCACCAGAUUUAUUGAUGGAGACAGAAAAACAAGUUAUUAUUAUGCUUGUAUUAAUUUUAGAAGGAAGAAUAACAUGAUCCUUUCCAUACAUGAUUCUAAUGGUAAGGUAGUAACUGAUGCUGAGGACAUUGCCAUUGAUGCUAUUCCUAUGGAAGGAGAAAUUAAAGCUGCACUGGACUCUAUUGAUGACCAUAAGGUGGUUGGCCCUGAUGGUUUUACUGCCAAAAUCUAUAAGACUACUUGGAAUAUCAUCAGUGGGGAGGUUGUUGAUGUUGUGCAAAGCUUCUUUAAAGGUAUGGAUCCCCCUAAGUAUUUCACUGCUUCCAUUAUAACUUUGAUUCCCAAAAAUUCUAGCAGGAUUGGGUGGGGAGAUUUCAGACCUAUCAGUCUAACAAAUGUCUUGUCUAAAGUUAUCAGCAAGGUUAUUAACCAUAGGCUUCAACCUCACCUCCAGCAACUUAUCUGUAAUAACCAGGUUACAUUUGUGAAAGGGAGACAAAUCUCUGAUAACAUUCUCUUGGCACAGGAGUUCUUACUGGACCUUGACAGAAAGUGUAGAGGUAGCAAUCUCAUUCUGAAAUUGGAUAUCCAGAAAUCUUAUGAUACUAUCAAUUGGAAUUUUAUCUUGGACACUUUAAAUGCUAGCGAUUUCUCUGGGGCCUUUAUAAUUUUGGCUACCAAAACUGCUGUAAAGGCUCUUUACCAAGGACUUACACACUUCCAAAUCACCUCUGGUAAGCAUCUUAAUAAACAAAAAUGUCAAUUCUUUACUAGCUCAAACACUCUUCCACAGAUUAAGCAAUGGAUUGCUCAGUACACUGGCUUCAGGAAAGCUACUCUACCAAUCAACUAUCUUGGUGUCCAAUUAAUAAAAGGGAGAUCCAAGCAAACACAAUUCAAUGGGGUUAUUGACCAGAUUCAGAAAAAGUUGCAGUGUUGGACUAAUUACUUCCUCUUAAAUGGAGGUAGAAUCACCCUUCUUAAAAGCAUCCUAACUUCCAUUCCAUCUUAUGCUCUUCAAAUGUUUACCAUGGAGAAAGGAACUCACAUAAGGCUGGGCAGAAUUUUCAACAAAUUUUUGUGGGCUGGACAAAAAAAACAAUUCCAUUGGUUAGCUUGGAAUAAACUAUGUAAACCCCUAAGUGCUGGAGGUUUAGGCUUUAAAGAUUUUCAGCAUCUCCGUACCAUCAACCUAUGCAAACUAUGGAUAAAUUUUAGAGCACAAGAUAGUCUUUGGGCUUUAUUUAUGAAGGGGAAGUAUUGUAGGACAGUUCAUUCUACUAUGACUCAGAAGAAGAUGGGCGAUUCUAGGUUGUGGACUAAGCUUAUGGAGAUUAGAAAUAAAGCUGAGGAUUUGUUUAUCUGGGAGCUUGGUGAAGGCCAAGUUAAUUUCUGGCUUGAUAAUUGGGUGUGGAAUGGGGAGAGACUACACAACUCCAAUCCUAACUUAAUGACAAAAGUGAAGGAAUUCUGGAUUGAUAAUCAGUGGAACUGCAAUUUGUUGGAUGUCAUCCUAACUAAAGAGCAAAUACAUUGGCCUGUCAAGUGGGGUAAAUUGAUUUGGGGGAAGUGGUUAACACCUUCCAUGUCCUUUUUCUGCUGGACGCUAUGGAAAUCCUUAUUUCCUACUGAUGACAUUUUGAAGAUGAAAGGGCUUAAGGGUCCCUCUUGCUGUCAGCUGUGCAGUAAAGCUGAAGAAAGUCUGGAUCAUUUGUUCUUCUCUUGUAGUUUCUCCCAAGGGGUCUGGUCUGGUAUACUAAAACAGCUUAAUAUUGACACUCUGAAAUUCAGCUGGAACCAGUUUAAAUAUGAAAACAACAAACAAAAGGAGAUGGAUGUGGUACUGAAUUGUACUUCUUAUUUGCAAAAGAUAAUAAAAUUUCAUAAUUUUCCCAAUAUUUUCCUGAAUUGGGUGCCCAGUGUGCAGAAGCUAAAAGUUCCUACUUUAGUUCUAUGGAACCCACCUCCUGAAGGGUGGUUGAAAGCCAACACAGAUGGAAGCUUUUGUAAGGAGGUUGCUGGUGUGGGUGGAAUCUUUAGGAACUCUCCGGGGAAGUGCAUGUUAUACUUUUCCUCUCCAACUUGGGCAUUUGAUGCACUAGAAACUGAAAUGAUUGCUUUUUAUUGUGCUAUCUACCUUGCCAAGCAUUGCAACAUCAUAAAAUUGAUAGUUGAGUCAGAAUCUUUCAGUUGUAUUAGAUUUCUGAAUCAGGAAGAGGCUGCUCCAUGGAAUGUUGCUAGGUGGACUACUAAGAUCCAGAGCAUAUUGAGCAAUGUUGAAGUGAUUUUCCAGCAUAUCUUAAGGGAAGGUAACACUCCUGCACACAAUUUGACAGCUAAGGGGAAGGAUAAUAAAGAAAUUUUUGUAGGGACUAUACCUUCCACUCAGCAUGAAAUUCUUCUUCAUGGGGAUAGUUUAUCCAUUCCUUAUAUUAAUUGUAGGGGGUGA